AUGAACUUUAGCCAAUCAAAAAUUAUUUUCGCUUUGUUUAUUGCUUCAACAGCUUUUAUCUUAACGAGUUCAAUGCAUUUGGAUCCAUUAAUAGCAACAUCAGAUAAUGAUGAUGAUGAUUUCAUUAGAACAUUACGUGUACCCAAUGCUAAAUGGAUGAGAUUUGGGAAAAGAUUGCCCAAUGCGAAAUGGAUGCGUUUUGGUAAAAGGGCGCAAACUGCUAAAUGGAUGAGAUUUGGAAAACGUAACGAUGAUUUCUACGAUUAUUAA
Molecule: messenger RNA, 270 nt
Organism: Brugia malayi
Lineage: Eukaryota; Metazoa; Nematoda; Chromadorea; Rhabditida; Onchocercidae
Gene: Bma-flp-22
Exons: 2
Coding region: 1-270 (89 amino acids)
Source: RefSeq, a predicted model, not a curated record